Molecule: messenger RNA, 1110 nt
Organism: Dichotomopilus funicola
Lineage: Eukaryota; Fungi; Ascomycota; Sordariomycetes; Sordariales; Chaetomiaceae
Exons: 2
Coding region: 1-1110 (369 amino acids)
Biological process (GO): positive regulation of catalytic activity
Cellular component (GO): fungal-type vacuole; cell periphery
Source: RefSeq, a predicted model, not a curated record
AUGGCGGCCUCGGGACGACCAGGAUCGAGUUCACAUCAGUCUGGGCAUCGUCCAUCCUUCGCAUCCCACAGCUUGGCUGGGCAAUCGUCCACCACCCCAGUCCAGCGCCGUCCUGUACGGACAUUACCACCGUGGAUUGAUUCGUACGAAACACGCUACGGCACGCCGACCGACCAGCAACUCCUCGCCCUUAGCUCCCCUCCUCCCCGCGCAUUACCCGCACACCACAACCACACUCCGAGCCAACCCCAACCGCGCGUAUCCCAGGACGGGUUUGUCUACGAGAAUCCGGCCGUCCUCAACCUCCAAGGGCCGCGAACCUCCCGAGCUCGCCUGCGCCGACUCCUCAGACGCGGUGAUGGAUCUGAACGGGGGCGAAAAUGGGAUCACCUACGGACGGCAGAGCCCGUGAUCGUACCACGGUUCAGCCGAGGCACCUCGGACACGCCCUGGCGAAGCUACGUACAGUCAUCGCGGUACGGUCGGCUGCCGAAUGAGGAGGCGCAGAUCGUCGACCCGGAGGUGCUGAAUAAGAUGCAGCCGAACCUCAACACGCCGCUCGAGCCUGGUGACGGCAAUGGAUCGACGGGGCGGGGCAAGAAGUCGAAUCGGCGGAGUGUGCUGUACAAGCGGAUAUGGCGUAUUAUCCUGCGUCAUCCUUUGGUCCCGCUCGCGUUCCGGCUGACCGUGCUGCUGACCUCGAUUAUCGCGUUGGCUCUGUCGGCGCGCCUCUCUGAGAUCGAGCAACACAAGGACGACCAUUCAUCCGAGCUGGCCCAGGCGAUCGUCGCGAUCGCUGUCGACUCGGUCGCCAUCCCGUAUAUUGGCUAUAUGACCUGGGACGAGUACACGGGCGAACCAUUGGGCUUGCGGGCGGCCAACCAAAAGAUUGCCCUCGUUCUGCUAGAUUUGUUCUUCAUCAUUUUCAAGUCGGCCAGCACGGCGCUCGCGUUCGAGGCGUUGGUGUACCGCAGUUCACGCGACCGUGAGACUCGGCAAUACAGCCAGGCCUUGGCGUCUUUUCAGAUCAUUGGUCUGAUGGCGUGGAGCUUCACGCUAUCCGUGAGCGUGUUUAGGCUCGUGCAGAAGCUGGGUGGUGGGGAAGACUGA